AAUAUAGAAAGUUGAAUCGUUAUUGAUAAUAAUUUAUUGCUAGCAAGCGCGCCUUUUACUCUGUAUUGGAUAUAAUAUAGUGUACAGUGGUUAAUAUUCAUUAUUUAAAUAAUGGAGACUGUAGCUGAAGUGAAGAAACCAAAGGCUGCGAAGAAGCGGUAUUCCAUCGUGUCUGGGAGCGACUUUUGGUCAUCAUCAGAUGAAGAUGAAGGAGUUCAACCUCAUGAAAAAGCCAUUGCAGCUGGACAACCAAAUCCAGCAUAUUGCGUCCGUAAUAUUGAACAGCAUGCCUUCGGAAGACGGGAGAUUGAGAUCGCUGAGCAGGAGAUGCCGGGGAUCAUGGCGCUCAGAGCGAGGGCCAAGGAUGAUAAGCCUCUGAAGGAUGCUAAGAUAGUAGGCUGUACUCACAUAAACGCUCAGACGGCGGUGUUGAUUGAGACGCUGGCGGCGCUGGGCGCGACCGUGCGCUGGGCAGCUUGCAACAUAUACAGCACGCAGAAUGAAGUAGCUGCCGCUUUGGCUCAUGCGGGCUACGCAAUAUUCGCAUGGCGCGGCGAGAGUGAAGAAGCGUUCUGGUGGUGCAUCGACCAGUGUUGUACUCCCACAGCGACGUGGACACCCAACAUGAUCCUCGAUGAUGGAGGAGACGCCACCCAUCUCAUGCUGAAGAAACACGCCGCGGCCUUCAAACAUAUUAAGGGUAUAGUGGAAGAGAGCGUGACAGGCGUUCACCGCCUGUACCAGUUGAGUAAGGCGGGCAAACUGUGCGUGCCCGCCAUGAACGUCAACGAUUCCGUCACGAAGACCAAAUUUGAUAACUUAUAUUCUUGCCGGGAAAGUAUAAUAGAUGCGUUGAAGCGCAGUACAGAUUUAAUGUUUGGGGGUAAGCAGUCGGUCGUGUGCGGGUACGGUGAGGUCGGGAAGGGGUGCUGUCAGGCGCUCAAGGCUUUGGGAUGCGUCGUGUACGUGACAGAGAUAGAUCCAAUAUGCGCAUUACAAGCCGCCAUGGAUGGGUUCAGAGUCGUCAAAUUAAACGAGGUGAUAAGACAAGUGGAUAUAGUGAUAACAGCGACGGGCAACAAGGGCGUGGUGACCCGGGAACACAUGGAGCGCAUGAAGAAUGGAUGCGUCGUCUGCAACAUGGGACACAGCAACACCGAGGUCGACGUACACGCACUGCGCACGCCAGACCUACUGUGGGAGCGAGUUAGGAGUCAGGUGGACCACAUAAUAUGGCCAAACGGCAAACGCAUAGUCCUCCUAGCGGAAGGUAGACUGGCGAACUUAUGUUGUUCCUCAUUACCAUCGUUCGUGGUCUCCGUCACCGCCGCCACACAGGCGCUCGCACUCAUCGAACUGUACAAUGCACCACAUCAUCGGUAUAAGGCUGACGUAUACCUAUUACCAAAGAAAAUGGACGAGUAUGUAGCCAGUCUACACCUUCCUACAUUCGACGCCCAUCUGACGGAACUUACGGACGAGCAGGCGAAAUACUUAGGCUUAAAUAAAGUAGGCCCUUUUAAACCCAACUACUAUAGGUACUAGCAGAGAAUAGCAUACCGUAACAAUAACGACCGACGGUGAAAUAUACCACGCAGUCGCCACGCAGUUGCCACGCACUCGCCACGCAGUCGCCCCGCAGUUGCGACGCAGGUAACGUUAGAGUUUAGUAAGUUUGCUUUGUGUAUAAACAAUGUUUAGUUGGAAUGAUUGUGGUGUUUUGUAAUUUGUAUGAUGAUAGUACUGUGUUAGCGGGGAUAUAGCGUUUUUGUUGCGUGAGCGAACGUUUUGGUAUCGUCAUGAGCUAAUGUUCACAUGUAAACAACAGCUCAUGUGGUGUAGAUGUCCAGUCAACAAGGAUGUA
Messenger RNA from Spodoptera litura, 1864 nucleotides. Its product is annotated as Adenosylhomocysteinase like 1. Gene Ontology annotation, cellular component: cytosol. Gene Ontology annotation, biological process: L-methionine cycle. The record is from RefSeq and is a predicted model, not a curated record. Lineage: Eukaryota; Metazoa; Arthropoda; Insecta; Lepidoptera; Noctuidae.